AGAAAAUGAGGCCUGACCUGGCCUGGUCCCCGAUCAUGCGUACUGCGAUCCAAGCAGGAGCAUCAGGCAAGCGGAGCACUGAACGAUGCAGCGGAUCAGUCCUCGAGGCUGCGACCAAAUAUCUCUCACAACGUCCCCUGCACCUGCCCGUCCCACCUGCAGGGCCAAAAAGAGCGUGGUGAUGACUGGUAUGGAGUCGCCCCUCGCCGUGCUGCUUCUCGCAACAUUGCUUGCCACGGCUCCGGCUGCCGCCUCGUCGGAGUCGAGCCAGUACUGCGAUGCCGGAAACGGGUUCGGUGAGCCCCGGUGCGGGGUUUCCUCGGAGGGGUCGCCGCCGAAGAUCUUGAUAAAGGGAGGCACGGUGGCGAAUGCUCAUGGGGUGGAGGUUGCCGAUGUUUAUGUGGAGGACGGGAUCGUCGUCGCCGUGGAGCCUCAUAUCGAGCAGGCGGGUGACGAUGUGACCAUCCUUGACGCUACGGGGAAAUAUGUGAUGCCAGGAGGAAUUGAUCCGCACACUCACCUUGAUGUGGAUUCGACGGGAAUCAAAGCGGUCGAUGACUUCUUCAGUGGUCAGGCUGCAGCUUUAGCUGGCGGGACAACAAUGCACAUCGACUUUGUGAAACCCUCCAAUGGGAGCUUAAUCGCAGGCGUUGAAGUAUACAAGAAGAAAGCACAGAAGUCUUGUAUGGAUUACGGUUUCCACAUGGUGAUUCACAAGUGGGACGAAGUCGUCUCUCGAGAGAUGGAAGUCAUGGUAAAUGAGAAAGGUAUCAAUUCUUUCAAGUUCUUCAUGGCCUACAAAGGGUACCAGAUGGUCAACGAUGAGGUUCUGUUGCAAGGACUGAAAAAGUGCAAGUCCCUGGGUGCAUUGGCGAUGGUCCAUGCUGAAAACGGCGAUGCUGUUUUCGAAGGCCAGAACAGAAUGAUUGAACUCGGUAUUACUGGACCAGAGGGACACGCUCUCUCCAGGCCCCCAGUGCUUGAAGGAGAGGCAACUGCUCGUGCGGUGCGUUUGGCUGGUUUUGUGAACACGCCUCUCUAUGUCGUGCAUGUGAUGAGUAUUGAUGCCAUGGAAGAAAUAGCAAAAGCUCGUCAGUCAGGGCAGAGGGUUAUUGGAGAGCCAGUGGUUUCUGGAUUGGUCCUGGAUGAUUCUAAGCUUUGGGAUCCUGAUUUCAUCACCGCGGCAAAGUAUGUCAUGAGCCCACCGAUUAGGUCAGCAGAGCAUGGCAAAGCUCUUCAAGCGGCUCUUUCGACAGGAAUUCUGCAGCUUGUAGGAACUGAUCAUUGCGCCUUCAAUUCUACACAGAAAGCUCUAGGAAUUGAUGAUUUUCGCAAAAUCCCAAAUGGCGUUAAUGGUAUCGAGGAGAGGAUGCAUCUUGUUUGGGACACAAUGGUGGAAUCUGGACAAAUUUCUGUCUCUGAUUAUGUCCGGAUAACGAGCACCGAGUGUGCUAGGAUCUUCAACAUUUACCCGAGAAAGGGAGCGAUUCUUGCGGGGUCUGAUGCUGACAUAAUCAUUCUCAACCCGAAUUCAAGUUUUGAGAUCAGUGCCAGGAAUCACCACUCUAGAUCAGAUACAAAUAUCUAUAAGGGAAGGAGAGGGAAAGGAAAGGUCGAAGUGACAAUUGCAGGAGGAAGGAUUGUUUGGAUGGAUGGUCAGCUCAAGGUCGCUUGUGGUUCUGGCAAGUUUGUAGAGAUGCCACUUGGUUAUCUUUUUGGGGGAAUGGAGAAAGAAGAUGCUAGAUAUCUCUCAUCCCUUCGAGCUCCAGUAAAGAGACAAUGAUCGGGUGCAUACCAGCAAGUACUAUGAGCUCUUGAGAGACAAACAUGUUUUUCAAACAAUGAGUGAGCGUGAAACAUUGUGCAGGUUUCAGCCGUGGCACAAAUUUCUUUGACAUAUGUGAAUUUGCUAUCAGGCGCUGAGUGACUGAAACUGCUUAGUUAUCGUGUGGCUUGACAUGUCAAAUUAGUGCUGAAACACUAGGUUUCCUGGAGCACUCAUUACUGUAGCAUGUGUAUUGAAUGCCUGAACGAGUAAUUAACGUGUUCGAGUAUGGCAUCACUUGGGUAUGCCUCAUGAUGUAAUGCAGCAAACGAUGUAUGUUUUGAAACUUCAGAUUGCUAAUAUGCCAAGCGGAACUCGUGUUUGAAA
Molecule: messenger RNA, 2152 nt
Organism: Eucalyptus grandis
Lineage: Eukaryota; Viridiplantae; Streptophyta; Magnoliopsida; Myrtales; Myrtaceae
Product: dihydropyrimidinase
Biological process (GO): pyrimidine nucleobase catabolic process
Cellular component (GO): cytosol; cytoplasm
Molecular function (GO): dihydropyrimidinase activity
Source: RefSeq, a predicted model, not a curated record